Molecule: messenger RNA, 3840 nt
Organism: Diplodia corticola
Lineage: Eukaryota; Fungi; Ascomycota; Dothideomycetes; Botryosphaeriales; Botryosphaeriaceae
Product: histidine kinase-group i protein
Exons: 4
Coding region: 1-3840 (1279 amino acids)
Biological process (GO): phosphorelay signal transduction system; phosphorylation
Molecular function (GO): phosphorelay sensor kinase activity
Source: RefSeq, a predicted model, not a curated record
AUGUCCGACGCCUCCACCACCCACGAGUUCCGUAGAUAUGCAGACGCCCUCGAUCCCGGAACCCCCCAAUCGCCAGGGGCUGCCCACCGCGCCCUCGCCAUCGACCCUGCCCUCGCCAAAGCUUCCUCGCUAUGCGAAGCCCUCGACGCCCUCGUCGAAGUCGUGGCCGUCCGCCUCAACGCCUUCGCCGCCUUCAUAACCCUCACCGACGGCAGCACCCAGCACCUCCUCGCCGGCAGCUGGCACGACAAGCACGACUCCGACGACCCAAACCCACCCCCGACGCCGCAAUGGUUCGCUCCCACCCCCGCCGACCGCGCCGCCUGGCUCCACCUCUUCCGCCUCACCCUCGGCCUGAACGACGACGACGACAAUGAGAACACCCCCGACCACCUCAACAAGCCCACCCCCACGCCGCCCAUCACCCGCCGCCGCCUCGCCGACGCCCCCCACACCGCCCACCUCACCUGCGUCACUUCCGCCCCGCACGCCCGCCGCUUCGCCGCCGCCCCCAUCGUCUCCGCGCGCGGCGUCCCCAUCGGCGCCGUCUUCACACUCCACACCCGACCCCGCCUGCUCGGCGGCGAGCGCAACGCACAGGCGCGGCUGCUCCACGCGACGGCCGCGAAAGCCAUGGCGCAGCUGGAGGUCGCGCGGGCGGUGCGGUCGCGCGACCGCCUGGCGGCCCUGCACGGGAAGCUGAAGGCGUUUGUCAAGUUCAAGGACGUGGUGGCGCUGAUGAGCGAGGAGCCGCCGGUGGUGGUGCGGAGACGUCGUCGCGACGGGCAGGUGGGGUCGGAGUUGCGCAGGGAGGAAGUGUUGAGGGAGGAGGAUAUGGCGGAGGGGGGGAUGCUGAAGGGGUCGGACGAGGGCGAGGCCGGGGCGCUGGGGAGGAAUCACGAUAAUGUGGAGAAUGCGGCGUCGGUGUCGGUGGAUGACGCGGGGAGGUCGGAUGGUGGGAACCGCGGGCGCGGCAGCACUGAGGGCGAGACGAUGUAUCGCAAGGUUUUUGCGAGGGCGGCGGAGGGCCUGCGCUGCGGGCUGGAUGUCGAGGGCGUGACGUUUCUCAAUGGCCUUGUUGGAUUCCACGGCUUGAGCAAUCCCGUCGGGGAGGCUGAGAUUGAGCUGGAGAAUGAGAUGGAUGCGCAGACUGUUGGAGAAUUCCAGGACAACACAGGCACAGAGCCGGGGAAUGAAGAUGCGGAGGGGAGUCAGACGCUGCGAGGUGGCUCUGCGGCAUCUCAGUCGAAGCAAGAUCCUGACGAUAGUGACUCCGGCGGCGAGCGGACAUUCAUCAGCACCGCAUAUGAGAGGUCCGUCCUCGAGCGACGGCCAGCCGAGUGUCUCGGGCUCUCCGUCGUCCACGACAAGUGGCCCAUUGUUAAGCACUUGGGGAAGGGCACGGUGGGGCUGAAAUUUCUUGAUGAAGGAUUCUUACAACGGCUGUUACGCCGAUUUCCGGACGGCAAUGUCUGGUACUUCGGCGAGGACAACACACUGUACACCUUUUCUCUGGAAGACGACAGGUUGAUCAGCGUCGCCGACGACGACGACCUCCGUCACGUGUCCAAGUCGUUCCCCGGCGUGCGCCAGCUCUUCUUUGCGCCGCUCACCGACCCGACCAGCCUGAAACGUCUGGCAUGCUGCCUCGCGUGGACCACCCGCAUUACGCCGCUCUUCACCAGGGCCGCAGACCUAGAUCCGGUCAGGACAUUUCUCCAGUCCGUAGAGUCGGAAGUCUCGCGCAUCGACGCCAUCGCGGCGGUGAAGCAACAAGAAGCCUUCGUCUCGUCCGUCAGCCACGAGCUGCGGACGCCUCUUCAUGGCAUUCUGGGCGCAGUCGAGUUCCUAUCCGACACGUCCCUCGACUCGUUCCAAUGCGAGCUUGCCGAGACCAUACGCUCCUGUAGCACCACGCUGCACGACACGCUCAGCAGCGUGCUCGCCUACGCCAAGAUCAAUCAAUUCGAACGUCGAAGCGACAAGCCUGUCGCUCGACGGCGCGCCCUCAAGCAGCCCUCGCCAUGGGCCAUGGAAGACAAGGACCUCGGCCGUGAGACGGCGGACACGGAGGGUACAAUGUACUGUGUGGCCGAUGUGUCGACGCUGUGCGAGGGCGUUGUCGAGGUUACAGCGAACGGAUAUUCCUUUGGCAACGAGACCAGCAAAGACGUAGCUAUCGUGUUGAACAUCGCACCACGCCCGCGCUGGACCUUUGUCACGGAGCCUGCAAUCAUCAAGCGCAUCCUGUCCAAUAUCCUCGGCAACGCGUUGAAGUACACGGAAUCUGGCUAUGUCAAAGUAUCUGUGCACAUUGACGACACGGAAAAUGACCCUAGCGAUCUCGCCGCGCCCAACGACGAUGGCAGAAAGCUUCUAUUCAUCACCGUUGCAGAUUCUGGCCGGGGUAUCAACAAGGAUUUUCUACAGAAGCAUCUUUUUUCUCCCUUCACGCAGGAAAACGCAGUGGCGACGGACGGAGUAGGCUUGGGUAUGUCCAUCGUGAAGAGCAUGGUGGGCUUGCUUGGUGGCAAGAUACGCGUGACGAGCACGCCUGGCAAGGGAACCACAUUCACCGUAAGCAUUCCGAUGCAGGAAAACAAGGACGAUGUACCGACGUCGGAACCGUCCGCUGCUCUUACUGAGGCGCUCCUAAGGGUCAGGGAGCGGAGAAGGAAGGUUGCAAUUUUCGGAUUCGACAGCAUGUUGCGGGAAUCGCUCCUGACGUAUUUUCGGGACUGGUUCCAGUGGGACGUCGUGGAGUCUGGGGAAGGCGAGCGGUGUUGGGCAGACAUUGUCGUCGUCGAUGGCACUGGAGAUGCUGCGACAAAGGCAAUCCGCCAUGGCUUCGACGCGAGUGUGUACCUCUUUGUUGCGGCUCUUGAAAAACCUGCACGCACGAAGAGACGAAAUUCACUCGCGGCAGGGAGCCAAGGUCACAUCGAGGUCACGACAACUCGGCCGAUCGGGCCUCUCAAACUUUGCAAGGCCGUUUUGGUAUGUCUCGCCCGUCUCGCUGAGGUUGACUUGGGCGAGACAGUUCGUGAGGCGGACACAGCGGCUAGAGAUUCACGGCAGCCGAAACGUCAGGUUUCGUUCAUCACGACUAACAACACAGAGCCGGAACCGGCAUCCACGCCGCAGCCAAGUUCGUCUGCUGAGGAAGCGUCCUCAGCACCCGCGCCGCCCUCUUCGCUCCCCAUGAGACCACCAACGGACUUGGUGCCGUCGCCAAUCCCGGAAAGACCCCAUCGCCCUUCCCCUCCUCCUCAUCUCGCCCCUCCUUCCGCCCCUCCUCCUGGAAUAACCAACUCUUCUUCGUCGUCGUCGACCGUCGCGGCCAAGCCAGGAGUGGAAGGAGAAGAAUCGCCGCGCCUUCUACUCGUCGAAGACAAUGCGGUCAACCUCAAACUACUCCAGACCUUCUUGAAGAAGCAGGGCUACACCGAAUUGACGGCGGCGGGCAACGGCCAGAUCGCCGUCAAUGAGGUGGUGACGCUGGGCGAGGGAAACCGGGGGUUUGAUGUUAUUUUCAUGGACAUCUCCAUGCCCGUCAUGGACGGCUUCGCCGCUACCAUGGCCAUCCGCGCCUUCGAACGCGAACGCCGCGACGAAUCCGAGGCUGCGCACCCGCCGCUAGCUACGAUCCGUCCGCCUACGUACAUUGUUGCGUUGACGGGGUUGGCGGGAACGAUGGACGAGGAGCGGGCGUAUGCGGCAGGGGUGGAUCUUGUGUUGACGAAGCCGGUGAAGUUUAAGGAGUUGGGCGGGGUGUUGGAGAAGUGGCAACGGGGGGAGAGGGUGCUUGGACGGUUUGAUGAAGAGAAGGAGAAGGUAUAA